This is a messenger RNA of Fusarium verticillioides 7600, 2786 nucleotides long. RefSeq lists its product as hypothetical. The record is from RefSeq and is a predicted model, not a curated record. NCBI's taxonomy places the organism in Eukaryota, Fungi, Ascomycota, Sordariomycetes, Hypocreales, Nectriaceae. The transcript is spliced from 2 exons. Bases 717 to 2429 code for a protein of 570 amino acids. Gene Ontology annotation, molecular function: DNA-binding transcription factor activity. Gene Ontology annotation, biological process: regulation of DNA-templated transcription.
GGGAUACGCUCGCUGCUGUCUCUGAGAGGCUCGGUCGUCAGAGGCUCAUCUUGAUUGGCCUCUAGAGUUACCGCGCUGCCUCAAUGAGUUAUCCACCUCCUUGGCCCUUGGCUUCCACCCUUGGCUUGCACAACCCAAGAAAAGAGCUGACGCGUCCUCACUCCUCUCCCUCACUAGUCGGAUUCCCAGCCGCCGAUCCAUCCCUGCUCCCUGGUCAGCCCUGACAACGGCCGGCGUUACCAGACAGAGAGACCUGGAUCUAGCGGUUCAUAGCGCUCGAAUGGAAUCAAUUCAGGGGCCGAGUCCCUGAAGUUGGGGGCCUUGAGCAUGUUUAUAGUGGAUUACCUGAGUGGGCUUCAGUGGCUUUCACCAGUCUCUUCCUCCCUGACACGGCGGGGAUCUUGUUGUCGGACCCGGCGGGUACGUACCGCCGACCAAGGCACCCACCCCAUUCAUAGAACACGGUCCCUCCCCAGUUCCCGAUUUUCUGCCUGGUUCCAUCUUUCCCCUUCUCAACUUCCAAACAAUCGCUUCUGUUACAGAACUUCCAUCUCUCAACAACUACUUUUCAAUCAUCUUCUAAACAAGACAACACAGCAGACUUGAAUCUAUCGCGACAAUACUCGAGUCUUUCACUGAUCAUCACUUGGGCGACGAAUUCAAUCUCUCAUCACCAAAGACUACAUCCUCCGGUAUCGCCGAACUGAUUCAACAAUAUGUCAGGUCCUGGCCAGAAUACUGUCGAUAUCGACGCUCUCCUCGAUCUUACCGAGUACGAUAAUUUCCAAUCUCCUGCUACUACAGUAUCACCAUCAGGAACAUCAAAGGCUACAUUCGCCAGCCCUAUCACAGCUGCUGUCGCUGCUCCCGCCACCACAACUGCCCAAAGCCUGAGCGGUCCCAGUCACAACUAUGACAUGUACCGACAACAGACUGGCUUUGUGCCCGGUGCCAUCGCCAACACAAUGGCCGUUAACCAGACAAACAACACUGGCUACCAAGACUUCCGCAACAUCGACUACCUAACCACCUUCAGUCCCGAGGCUGAUCUGUUUGAUUUCAACACAUCUCCUUCGCAGGCUACUUUGGGUGCUUCGGAUAUGGAUAUGGAUUUCGAGUCGCAGACCGAGACACAACAGUUUUUCACUGUCGACCCUAGUAGCAUUGAGCAAGAGAACGCUGGUCUUCCCUCACCACCCGUUUUGCCUACACAGAACAAUGGCCGUCUCUGGCCUGGUGCUCACUCCCAAGCCGCUCUUGCCAAGGCUCAGCAACAACAGCGACAACAGCAGCAGAUCAUUCAGCAACAACAACAGGCUCAGCGCCAGGCAUCGCAGCCCAAGUCUCGUGGCAAGGCCCCUCAGCCUACCGACCCCAUCGUUGAGCAGAAGAUUACUCAGCUCCUGAACUCUAUGCGAGCCAAGCCCUCGAUGCCCGAGAGCCAGGCUACCAGCCCCAUGGCCAACCUUCCCCGAUCCAAGAAGGACGAAGAGGAAAUGGACGAGGAUGAGCGCCUCCUGGCUAGUGAGGAGGGCAAGAAGCUCAGCAGCAAGGAGCGACGACAGCUUCGUAACAAGGUGUCCGCUCGUGCUUUCCGUUCCCGCAGAAAGGAAUACAUCACUCAGCUUGAGACUGAGAUUGCCAACAAGGUCAGCGAGAACGGCGACCUCCGCGCUCAGAACCGUGCUCUCGUUGACGAGAACAAGCGUCUGACUGACCUCACCCGCAUGCUUCUCUCUUCGCCUUCUUUCUCCAACUUCCUGGACAACCUCAGCAGCAACCCUACCACUGCUCAGCAGACUCCUCAACUCAAGGUCGAGCCUCAACCGGAACAGCGACAGGUGCCUAAGGACAUCAACCCCUACAAUGCCCAGCAAUCUUCUCAGCACCAGAUUGGCAUGGCCAUGAUCCCUGAGCAGAACAUGGACUUCUCCAUGCUCACUCUUGAUGGCUCUUUCAACUUCCAGCCUCAAGUCUUUGUUGUUGACACUCCUGAGCUUCCUGAUGCUAUUGACGCUUCUGUUCUCUCUGGCAAGACCUCCAACUUCGCUGAGCCCAUCUUCGACUCUGAGGAGGAGAAGCUCGAGGUGCCCGCCAUUGAGCGCCCUGUUGAGAAGCCCGAGGUUGCUGAGCCCGUUGACGCCGCCCCUAUUGAUCUUGAGUUCGAAUCUGACCCUGAAUUCGCCCUGUUCCACACUGAGACCGCUACCACCACCACCGAGCAACCCAAGGAGUUUGACUCUGAGGGUUUAUCGCAUGUUGACAUCUUUGGCGGUGUUGAGUCCGAAAAGGUGCUUGCCCGUCUUGAACUUAUCGAUGCCGGUGAGGAAGAGAGUCUCGCUGCUUUGGCCAUGGCUCGUGUGCAACGUAUCAGCGCCAGCUGUGACGCUGUUACGUCAAGGUUAGAGCUUCUUACCAUGGACCUGUAAAGAGUGGUUUAAUGGACAGUGGGGAAUGGGAAAAGGACAUGCACUAAGCGCUUCAUUUCUUUCUUAUUUGUAACUAUGGGACUCCCAGCGGAUUGGGAUGGGAUAAGGCGUUACUGGCACAAAGGAUGAAUCGCCCAUGCGAGGUGUUAUCGCAUUAUCUAUUUUGUUUUUUAUCUCCUACUUGGAACGAUUGAUGACACAGGAAAGUUGUGUAUUGUUAGAUAGAAAGGCCUACCGCCGCUUGAUAUCACAAAUUAAACAUUGAAGGCCAACAUGAUCUGUCUUAUUUCUACGUGAUGUACUCUGUACUAUGCCUUGCAUACCAUCUUGCGUCUCUAACGUGACAUUAGUGCUGAC